CAUCGCGUUCCGUGUGCGGAGACGAGUUCAGACAUCCGAGGAAAAAUGAAUGGUGUACCCAGUGAGAAACCCGUCGGCGGCUCGCAGCUGUUCACCUGCGCCCACGCGGACUGCGGCGCGACUUUCACCAGACAGUGGAAACAGAAGGAGCACGAGACGGUGCACACCGGAGCGCGUCCGUGUCUCUGUACAAUUGCCGGCUGCAGUCGUCGUUUCUCGCGAACGUCUCACCUGAGCCGCCACAUGCUUCAGCACAGAGGAGUCAAGCAAUUCCAAUGCAAAGUUGCGAGCUGCACGCAGAGUUUCUUCCACGCCGGCAAUCUGAAAAGACACGUGGGCUACGUCCACGGAGACAAAAACGAGUAUUUCAAGUGCAACCAGCCAAACUGCUCAUUGACCUUCAAAAAACGCAGAGUGUUUAAAAUGCACUUGCAGGAGCAUCAAGUGCCUGUUAAGUCAAAGUGUUCGAAGGCUGGAUGCACCGCCACGUUCGACUCCCAUAUCACCCGCAAAGCCCAUGAGAAGAAGCAUGCAGGUUACCGCUGCCCUCAUGUUAACUGCCAGGUGUUUGAACACACCUGGGGUAAAAUUAAGAAGCACAUGGUCAAACAUCAAGCCACGUUCACAUGCCAAGCAUGUAAGAAGGUGUUUAAGAAAGCGACUUCUCUGCGGCGGCACAAACGGAUCCACGCUUCCCAUAAGCCCGUGCUGGUUUGUCCCAGAGACGACUGCCAGGCCUACUUCUCCACAACCUUUAACCUGCAGCACCACAUCCGAAAGGUGCACCUCGAGCUUCUCAAAUACAGAUGCUCCUUCCCCGACUGCCCACGUGUGUUUGCUAUGCGGGAAAGUAUGAACAGACACCUGCUUUGCCAUGACCCAAGCACCACCCUGAAGAAACGUCAACGGCCAAAGAAGACCUGGCAGAAGCGUUUGGUUGGACGCCAUCUGCCCCUUGUGGAGGAGAACUUGCGCAACCUCUUCGCCCUGCGCAUGCGGAUCUCCCGACGUCCCAAAGUGGAAACCAACCUUGCAGGCCUCUUCAAUGAACGCAAGAUCCCUCAUUAUGUUGACCCAGAGGUCAACCUGCGCAAUCUGUUUGGCAUCAAACAGCCCCGCUCUCUGGAGGAGAACCCUGAGGUCCUACCACCUACUCAGUGUUAAGUUUGAAUGUCCUGAAAUUGGUGCAGGCUUUAAGUUUGACUGUUUUUCCUAAAUUUUUGAGAAUUGGGGUCUCUUUGGUUUAAUUUUUUCUAAUGUAGCUGAAGUACAUUAACUAUUUUAAUUUCAAAGUCCUUAUUUGAAUGUCACUUGGCACAUUGAUUAGGCUGUCAAGCUUUUGCAUUCUAGUUCCUUGACAAUAGGUCUUAAUUGAAAUUUAUUUUGUAACAUGAAUU
This is a messenger RNA of Cyclopterus lumpus (lumpfish), 1397 nucleotides long. RefSeq lists its product as uncharacterized. Lineage: Eukaryota; Metazoa; Chordata; Actinopteri; Perciformes; Cyclopteridae. The transcript is spliced from 9 exons. Gene Ontology annotation, cellular component: nucleus. The record is from RefSeq and is a predicted model, not a curated record. Bases 46 to 1164 code for a protein of 372 amino acids.